Messenger RNA from Erinaceus europaeus (western European hedgehog), 669 nucleotides. It is a transcript of the gene ATP5MC1, whose product is annotated as ATP synthase membrane subunit c locus 1. Gene Ontology annotation, biological process: proton transmembrane transport; proton motive force-driven ATP synthesis. The record is from RefSeq and is a predicted model, not a curated record. The coding region runs from base 155 to 565 and encodes 136 amino acids. The transcript is spliced from 5 exons. NCBI's taxonomy places the organism in Eukaryota, Metazoa, Chordata, Mammalia, Eulipotyphla, Erinaceidae. Gene Ontology annotation, molecular function: proton transmembrane transporter activity.
CCAAUGAGAGUUGGGGGACCCCGGGACACGUGGGUUGAGGUACUGAGGGCUGAGAUUUAGAGCUAAAGCUGUGAGGUGAGUCAGUCACCUUGAGCAGGACGAACGUUGUGGUCGGAGCCCGGGCAGCUGGGCAGCGGGAGUGCAGACUGAAAAAAUGCAGACCACCGGGGCGCUGCUCGUUACUCCGGCUCUGAUACGCUGUUGUACCAGGGGUCUCAUCAGACCCAUGUCUGCCUCCUUCCUGAAUAGGCCAGAGAUCCCAUCUACACAGCCUUUCUGCAGCAGCUCCCCACUCCAGGUGGCCAGGCGGGAGUUCCAGACCAGUGUUGUCUCCCGGGACAUUGACACUGCUGCCAAAUUUAUUGGUGCUGGAGCUGCCACAGUUGGUGUGGCUGGUUCAGGGGCUGGCAUUGGAACUGUGUUUGGCAGCUUGAUUAUUGGUUAUGCCAGGAACCCAUCUCUCAAGCAGCAGCUCUUCUCCUAUGCCAUUCUGGGCUUUGCCCUAUCUGAGGCCAUGGGGCUCUUUUGUUUGAUGGUCGCCUUCCUCAUCCUCUUCGCCAUGUGAGGUUCCGUGGGGGUCAUCCACCCAUCCCUGCUGCUUCUAUUCCAGACCACACCUGGUGCUGGUGUGUACUUAGCUUUACCAUUAAAUAUGUUUCUCUAAACCCA